Messenger RNA from Plasmodium berghei ANKA, 8328 nucleotides. Its product is annotated as AP2 domain transcription factor, putative. The coding region runs from base 1 to 8328 and encodes 2775 amino acids. The record is from RefSeq and is a predicted model, not a curated record. The transcript has a single exon. Gene Ontology annotation, molecular function: DNA-binding transcription factor activity. Lineage: Eukaryota; Apicomplexa; Aconoidasida; Haemosporida; Plasmodiidae. Gene Ontology annotation, biological process: regulation of DNA-templated transcription.
AUGUUAAGUUGCAGUCUCAAAUGUAGUAUGUUGCCUUGUGUACACAUACAGAAUUCAAAGAAUGAAGUAAAUAUCGAAGACUCCAAGGAAAAUAGUUCGCCGCAAAGCGAUAAAAAUGAUGCAGAUAUCAAUGAAUUGAAUAAUACUAGUAACGACAAUAAUAAUAUGUGUGAUAAAUCGUCAGACGAUUUAAAUUUAAACAUCGAUCCGUGUUAUACCAAUUCUAUUAAUAUAAAUUCUAACAUGGAUAAUAUAAAUAUGAAUGAGGAUUCUAAUGAAAACAUGGAUACAUAUAUAAAUACAACUAUGAAUCAUAAUGCAAAUUCAAGCACAGAUUCCCAUAGGAAUGACGAUUUUAAAUUUAAUAUGAAAAUAAAUUUAAGCGCAUAUCGAAAUAUUUAUGAAAAGGGGAAGGAUAAUGCGCAGCCCAAAAAAUAUAAUUCAUCUGUUCAAAAGGGUAGUAAAGGAAUUUUAUUAAAUACAUAUAAUUAUUAUUUUUAUAACAAUUUUGGUGAUAUAAAUAAAAGAAAUAAAAAAAGAGAAGACGGUGUAAAUACUUAUUUUUAUAAAAAGGUAUCUCGUAAUGUACCUAACUGUUAUGAAAAUGAAAGCAGUCAAAAUGAUAGCGAUGAUGAUAAUGCUGAAAAAUCAAAUUUACACAAUUCGAAAAAUUAUAAUUGCAAUAAACAAUUUUUCGGAAUAAAUUCUUACGAUAAAGUCUUUUUAAAAGAGUUAAAAAUAACUAAUAUAGAUAAUAAGUAUAAAAAAAGGAACGUCAAAAAAUAUUCUAUUCCCUUCGAGCCAAAUUUUUAUAAUAGUCGAUUUUUUUUUUCUGAUAAAAAUAUAAAUGAAAAUUAUAUUGAAAAUAGUAAAAAUACAAAAGUUAUCAACCAUUUAUCCGUCAAUAAUAAUGAUGAUAAUAAUAUUGAGAGUUACAAUGACAUUGAACAUUAUUCAUAUGCUUUACAGUUUGAAGGGCCACCUCCCCAUUUUUUAAUACUAAAACGGAAUAAUAUAACAAACCAUUCAACUGUGGUUAAGAAAAUAUCUAUAAAUAAAAAUAUUUCUUUUAAUCUUUCCAAGUUUAUUGCAGAAAAAUACAUACAUAUAUUAAAUAAAAAUAUAAAAAGGAUUGAGAAAAGGCUGAACAGGUUAGAAAUCAAUAAAAAUGUCAAUAAUAAUAGCAAUAGCAAUCAUAAUUCUAUUGGAGAUGUUAACGAAUGUGACAAAGUAAAUAAUGCUAGUAACAAUGAAUGUGUUUCUGAUAACAAUAGUAACAGUCUCAUAGAUAGUAACAAUCAUAAUGGUUUGGAUAACCAAAAAAGUGAUGACUAUAAUAAUAGUACAUAUUCUGAAAGUAAUAGAAAUAGUUAUAAUAGUACGAGUUCUAAAAAUUAUGAUGAAAACAAUAAUAAUAAUGAUAUGAAUAAUAAUAGUUCUUUGAAUAGGGAUGACAAUACUGCUAAUAAUAAUGUGAAUAUUAGCUUUGCAAAUAGUGAAAAUGACAAUGAUUGUAAUAAAGCAAAUCCUGAGUGUGAUACAAAUAAAAAUAAUGAAUAUUCAAAAUUUCCCUUAAAUAGUCCCCCUGACAAUAUAGAUAUAAAUUAUUUAAAUUAUGAAGAUGAACAUAUGGGAAAUUCAUAUGAUGAACAAAUGUUUACAAAUGAAUGUUUAAAUAUUGAUUUGGAUAAUAUUGUUUUUAACUCAGAUGCAGAGGGAUAUAUAAAAUUUUUGAAUAAUGUAAAAAUAUAUGUUUUACAAAGAAUAGAAGAUGAAAAUAACAUUCCUUUAGAUGCAAAAAAACUCCUUGGAAAUAAACUGGUUAUUUUGGUAAAAAUGAAACAAGGAUUUUGUGUAAAAUCAAAAACAUUUAUUUUUGAAAAUGUGAAAGGCAUAGAAAACGAAUAUAAGUAUAAAAACAAAAAUGAUAAUAAUAGCUCUAAUUGUUUGGAGAUCAAAGUAGAAAAAUUUAGUGAUCACGAUUCUUUGAAUAGUAGUAAAAGUGUCAAAGGCAUGAAUAUUUCGAACGUGUGCAAUAAUAGUAAUAAUAAUGAUGAGACAAACAGCGAGAAUGCCAAUGGAAUAACAUGUGAAGAUGAUAAAGAAAGCAAUAAAUAUGUGGGUUCAAAUGGCAAGGAUCAGCAUAACGAUAAUGAUUUAUAUAAUAUUAUUAUAAAAGAAGAAGUUCCUGACAAAGAAACUGGAAAUAAUUAUAACAACGAUAAAGACGUAAUUAUAAAAUGCGAACCAGAAGAUAAGAAUGUAAAUUCAGAUAAUAUUUUGGAUAGUGAUGCAAAUAACGAAACACAGGAGAAAGAAUUAUCAGAAAAUUAUAAAAAACAAAUAUACAAUUUUAUACAUGAUAAUAUAUAUAUAAAUUCAUAUAUUUAUGACAGUUUUGAAAAUACUUAUAUGAAUAAGAAUUUUUUUAAAAAUGAUGUUAUUAUAGUUAAUAUGGAAUGCCCAAAUGAUGAGAUCAUAGAUGAUGCCCCAUAUUAUAUAUAUGAAUUAAAUAAAUUUGUAUUUAUAAAAUUUGUAAAAUAUGAGAAUUAUAUAAAAAAAAAUCACAAAAUAGCCAAAGGAUAUAUAGAAUAUUUACUUCAAAGUAAUAUAAAGUGUAUAAAUAAUUAUAUGAUAGGUAUAAGAUGGAUACCUGAUUUGUUUUCUUAUGAAUAUUAUGUUUGCAAAAUUACUGAAAAGGACAUAACAUCUAGAGAUAAUUUAACGAAUGUAAAAUAUAAUUAUUCUUUAAUAUCAGAAAAGGACUCAAAUGAAGAACCGCUAAAAUAUUUAAUAGAUUAUGAGAAUAAACCAAUUGAUAGUGUUUUAGGGGUUUUACAUGAAUAUUAUCAAGCAAGUUUAUUUACAGAGAAAUGUAUUUAUAAUUUGUUUAAACUAGUAUUAUUACGCAUUAGUAUGUAUAUAUACGUUUUUAAUUCAAAAGUUAUUACAUUAGACUUGGAUAAAGCUAUGUAUAGAAUGAAAAAGUUUUCAGAGCCGAUAAGUUUACUUGAUGAUAAUGGACUGGAAGAAGAUGAUAAAAUAAAUACAAAGCGUGACCACACUGACGUUCUUCUUGAUAAUGUUACUGACAAAAAUUAUAAUAGUGAGGAAAUAAAUAAAAGCGAUAAUUAUUUCAAUACAAUUAUAAAUCAGAAAAAUGAAAAUAACAGUUAUAACAGUGUCAAUGAUGGAGACCCAACUGGUAUAGAUAAUAACGAUAAUGAAAAAAACAAAGGAGAAAGCACAUCAGACAAUGACACUAAUAAUGCUAUCAAUAAUGGGGAAUGGAUACAUGACAAUAACAGUAAUAUCAACUACAAUGAGAUACUUAUUAAGCAAGCAGAAUAUGAGCAAGACAAAUAUUUUCAAAAUAAGUUACGAAAUAAAAAAAAAGUAAGUUAUAAUUUAGAUAAUAUAUCUUUAUCAUUGAGAAAUAAGGAUAAACCUAGUAGUAGUAAGUUUGGAAUAUUAAAGGAAAAUGGGGUAAAUAAUCACAAUAAUAUUUUUACAAAAUACUAUACACCAUCAGCUGAUAACAAGAUUGCGACUAUAAACAAUAAUGAUGGUAUUAGUAAAGGGAAUGGAAUUUUAAACAAAAGAGGAUAUAAUUCUAAUACAAGCGAUAUUAGUGAUGGGUCUCAUUUAACAACCAAACAUAAAUAUCAUUUACGUAGUAAUAAUGCUCAAUCUACGGAUAAUUAUUCUUCUGAAGAAAAUGCAUCACGAAAUAAUUUAGAAGGUCGAAAUAAAAUCGUUAGAAAUAGAACGCUAUAUAAAAUGAUGAACAAAACUGGACUUAUAGAGCCAUAUUGGUGGUUUUUUUAUAACUUAUAUGAAAAUGCAACAAUAAAAGACAAUAAUAUGAUUGAAGAAUGCAGCAAUACUCGAAGUGGGAAAAACUUUAAUCUGACAAAAAAUGAAUCUGCAUUUCGAUCUGGGGAAAAGAAAAUGAAAGUAUUUAGCAAAUUUGAUAAUGAAUCUUCUCUGAAAAAAAAAGAAAGGACGAGCAAAUUGAUAUAUAAUAAAUUAUUAGAAAAGAAGUACAAUAGUAAUUUGUUAAACCAUAUAUUUGAAAAGAGAAAAAAAGUAAAAGUGAAAUAUAUUUCCAUGGUUCAUGAUGUGAUAUAUAAAAAAUUUAUUUUAUUAAAUAACACAAUAUUUCCACGAAAUGUGCAUGAAUCUGAAAUAUUAUAUGCAUUAUUUCCUCACGAACCUCAAACAUUUAUGUUUUUAUAUACUAAUGAUGAUUACCAAUAUCAGAAUGAGGUGUUUUUAAAAAACAUAAGUUAUAAUGAAUAUAUAAUGGCAAGUAAUAAUAAUCACUUAACUGGAAAUACUCAAAGGGGGUUAUUAGGAGAUAUUAGUAACAAUAUUGACAUUAAUUAUUAUGGAGAUGGUAUACUACCAAUAGAUGGGAAAUAUAUAUUGGAUCAUAUUAAUACAAAUUCAAGCAGAGUGAUUGGGAAAGAUUUUGGAGUGGAUCAUUUAAUAUUAGGUGGGGGUGGUGGUGAUGUAAAUGUGAAUAUGAUAAAUUAUGAUGGCGAUUCAUCGAAUUUGUUAUUUUCCACAUAUAAUAAUUUGAAAUUCAAUAAUAUUCCUAAUUAUGAUAAAAUAAAAAAGGGUUCAAUGAAUGCAGAAGGAAUUGGUAAUUAUAAAAAUCGUUUUAUGGAUAAUUAUAAUAUUUUAUUAAGUAAUGGAAAUGAUUGUUUAAAUAAUAUUAGUAUUGGAUAUAAUGAUAUUAAUAAUAAUUUUGGAUACAUAAGCAAUAUUGGUUAUGAUAUUGGUGGUGAUGGUACUAAUGAAUUGAUUGAAAAUAGCUUUUUACAAAAUCCAUCAUCUGGAUAUCAUAAAGAUUUUGAUUUUGAAAAAAAGAAUACCAAAAAGAAUAAUAAUGAUAAUUAUUAUUAUUACAAUUAUUUUGUAAAUGGCGAAAAAGGUGGUAAAGCUCGAAAUAAUAAUAAUUCUAAAAGAAGUGUAUCUAAUGCCAAUUUUGGUAGAGAAGGUGUUGGUAGUAGAUAUUAUGACAAUUAUGGUGAUGAUGAAAAUAAGAAAAAUAAAAGUGAUUAUGAUAUGCCAUUAGUUAAGAAAAGGAAAGGUAGCAGCAAAAGGGCAAAAAGUAACAAUUUGCCAAAUGUAAGAAAUUAUGAUACUUUGUAUCAUAGUAACAAAGUUGAGUCAAAUGCUAGUGGAAAUAACAAUAACGACACAUCACUAAUACCUAUGGGUCCAUUACCAACUGGUGUUUAUUUUGAUUCUGCAAGAAAGUUAUGGAGAUGUCAAUGGAAAGAAAAUGGUAAAUUCAAAACAAAAGGAUUUAGUUUGAUACAUUAUAAUACGUUAGAAGAAGCAAGAAAACAGUGCAUUAUUUAUAGAUGUGAUGUAGGAAAUAUUCCCGUAAAAAGUGAAUGGUUAAAUCCAGUAUAUGUUAAUUCAUCUUAUUUUUAUAAUAAGAAAUGCGCAAGUAGUAGCAAUAAUAACAAUAAUAGUGUAAACUUUGGAACGCCACAUAAAGAAUUAAAAGCAAGCUCAUUAAAUUUAAGUAGUUUAAAAGAUAAAACAGAUAGACUUUCGGGACUGAGAGGAGUUGAUGGAGGCUCCUCAAAAGUAUUUGUAUAUGGUUCUAGCAAAGAUUCAAGUGAUAAUUAUUACGAAGGAAAUAAUAACAAUGCUAAUAAUAAUGUAAAUGGACGUACCAGAUAUAGUACUAGAAAUAACACAGCACCUAGCGAAUCUCGUGCAGCAAAUAAUGAUAGCAUAGAUGAAAUAGAUAUAUCAAUUUUAAAAGAAUUUGUUCAAAGAAAUAAAAAGAGUGACACGUAUGAAAAAUCAGGCAAAGAAUUAAAUGGAUAUAAUACUAAACACAAUUAUUAUUAUGAUUAUGAUAAGAUAAAAAAUGUAAUUCCAAAUGAAUUAGAUGAACAGAAUGAUGAUGAUAAUAUUGACAUGCAAAUAUUAAAACGAAAUAAACAUGUAAAAAGCAAUGAUGCUACCAAUAUAAAUUCAAAUUAUAAUGUUGAAAUAAACGGAGAUAUAAAAGAGGGUAAUUAUAGAAAUAACUACAUAUCCGAUUUAAGUAAUAAUUUAGGGAACAAUGUUGACAGGGAAAAUGAUAUGAAUAACAUGUUUAAAAAUAAUUACCAGGAUAAAUUGGCUAAUGGCGCAUCGAAUUCGUUUUGUUUGAAUGUAAAGAACGAAAACAAUGAGGGUGUAAAGAGUCAAAAUACUGAAGAAAAACUAAAAUCCGGAUUUCAGGCAUUACUAAAUAUGCUGCGUUUUAAGAAUAAGAAAGGAACACCAAAUGGGUCGAGCAAUAAUACGACAAACUUGUCAAAUGGUAUAGAUAAAAAUGUGUCUUAUUUAAUUGGGGAUAAUAAAAAUAAUGAAAAGAAUAACAGCAAGUUAAUAAAUGGAGGAUAUAGUGUGAAUAGUAAUGGUAGUGAUAUUGGCGAUGGCGAACAAAAUGGGCAUCGCGAAGGGGCAGGAAUUCAUUUAGUCGGCGCGAAUGAAGAAAAAUCAUAUCCUGAUGAUGGUGAAGAAUAUUUAGAUAAUAAUAAUAAUAAUAAUAAUAACAGCAGUACUAGUAGUAAUAAUAGUAACAAUCUAUAUGAUAAUAUAAAAAAAAAAAAUAAUGAUUUGGAAAAACUUAGCAAUCUUGGUGAGAUAGGUAAAUAUUCUAUGGAUUUUUUAAAAUUUAUUAACGUUAAAAAUAAUAAGAAUAACUAUGAUUUGCAAUCUAAUUUAAAAAAUGGAUAUAAUGGGAUGUUACCCGACUUUUUAUCUGGCAUCAAUGGAAAUGAAAUAGCUUUAAAUAUAAUAAACAGAGGGAAGAAAAAUAGUACUAAUAGUAAUGUCAAUAAUAUUAGAGAAGAGAGUAAUGGAAAAUUGGAUAAUAAUAAUAAAGAAGAGUUUGGAUAUAAUAAUGAUGGUUCUGAAGUAUUUUUUAAUGAUAUUCAGAACUUUUUAAAUUUUGCAAAGAGAGAUAAUCCCCCUUCUGGUAAUAACAGCGAAUUUAUGAACAAGUUAGAAAAUAUUGGGAAUAGAAAUAUGUUAAUAAAUUAUUCCAAAGGAAGUAGUAAAACAAAAAAAAACGCUCAACACAAUAGUAAUAAUAAUGAUAUAUAUGAAAAAAUGAAGUACAACAAUAAUUGCAUUGGGUUAAGUAGCAAUGGGAAUAUAUAUGGUCCUGAUGAAGAUAUUCACCAUUCUGGUAAUAAUAACAAUAAUAAUAAUAAUAAUAGCAAUAAUAAUAAUAAUAGCAAUAAUAAUAGUAAUAAAAAUAAUAAUAGUAAUAAAAAUAAUAAUAGUAAUAAGAAUAGUAAUAAUAAUAAUAAUAAUAUUAAAUAUGUGUACCUACUUGAUAAGGAUGGGAAAUAUGAGCAACCGAUUAGUAGUAAUAAUAAAAACAAUAAUUCUGAAGAAUUUUUUUUAAGACAUUUAAAGUUGUUUACAAAGGAAGGAAAAGGAAUGAGUAAUAAUAAUGAUAAUAAUGCAAAUUCUGAAGAAGUGAAAUAUAAGUUGGGAGAAAAUAGUAAGCAAACAUUGGAUUACGGAAAUGCUGAAAAGGAGACAAAUGAUUAUAACACUCGUAAAAAGAAAAAAGGAAAUACGUUUUAUGAAAAUAAUGAUGAUUAUUAUUAUUAUGAUGAAAAUUCCAACGAAUAUUUUAACAACUUCAUGGAUAAUUAUAAUGAGAAAUAUAAUAAUGAUGAUGGAUAUAAUAAUGGAGUAAAUUUUGAGAAUAAAUUAUUGAAUGAUAUGGAUUAUAUAGAUUCUGGAUAUGGUAAUAAAAAAUCUAAAAAAAAGUUUAAUAGUUAUAUGGAUUCAAGUAUGGUUGUUAAUAAUAAUGUGCCUGAAACUGAAACGAAGCAUAUUGAAGAUAUGGCCAAUAUGAACAAUAGUAUGAAUAACACUAAUAAUAAUAUUGUUGGUAAUGAAAAUAAUGGCAUUAAAAAAGGAAAUACUAGGUGCGAGGGCAAUUCUAACAUAGAUAUAAAUUUAAUAAAACAAUCAUUGCCCAAGGGUAUAUAUUAUGACCAUGCUAAAAAAUUGUAUAGAGUCCAAUAUAUUGUUAACAAUUCAAUUAAGACUAAAGGUUUUAGCGUAAAGAAAUUAGGUUUAGCUGAGGCAAAACUUGAAGCGGAAUCUUUUAGAAAUUUUUGUUUAGAGAAUGGGUUACUAAACUCGCGUAAAAGACGAAUAAAUUCCCCUUAUAAUAAUAAAAAAGAUGAAAAGAAUUUUAAAAUACUGAAAGAUGAUGAUGAAAUAUUGUCUAACUUAUUGUAUUUAUACAAUUCAAAUGCCAAGGACCAGGCUUUAUCUCCGUGA